AUGAGCACUAUUGAUUUCAAAGAUUGUUUUUGGGGCGCUCCAAAUUCAAAUGCCAACUUCUGCGAGGUCGACUACGCUGUGAGUAGAUACAUCGCGGAAUUUAUCAACAGCUUGACAAAUGUCGUUUAUGUAAUCUAUGGCAUCUGCGGGCUUCGACGACUGCGACGAAAAGUGAACAAUGCUGAUUCUUUUCGCGUUCUUCCUUAUUGGGGGUUGAUAGCGGUCGGUAUAUGCUCGUUCUCAUUUCAUGUUAGCAUGAAAUAUCACACUCAAAUGAUGGACGAUCUCUCGAUGCAUUUUGCCACCACCCCAGUUUUGCACCGUGUCUUGACGGCCAAUUCUAACCAUCGACACUCUGUUCUGAUUGGUAUAGUUCUGGGCUUCUUGUUGCUUUUUCUGGUCACAUUCCAUAUGAUGACCGAUGAGCUGAUCCUCCACUCUAUAUCAUUUGUUGGAGCCGUGACCAUCAUCGGGAUCCAGACUUUCCGGCUCGUUAACAGCCGGACGCAGCCAGGCUCCGCUAGCCGGCGACAGAUCUGGGGGAUUGUCAAGUUUGGAGCAGCGAUUUUCAAUCUUGGGUACUACUUCUGGCUGGUUGAUCAGUGGGCCUGCGGAUACUUGACAAAAAUCCGAGACACCAUCGGACUUCCCUGGGUUUUUAUUUUAGAGCUUCAUGGAUGGUACGUUUCAGAAGACAUUUUCCUAUGCUUGAAGCUAACUGGAGUGAAUAGGUGGCAUAUUUGUACUGGGAUUGGAGCCUACAUCUUUAUCGCUGUUGUAGAUCAACUGGUCUCCGGCGAGAAUCUAGAAGAUCCCAAGAAGUCAAUCGCCUGGCCUGCUUCUUGGGCGGCGACCUCAAUUUUUGCAGGUCAAGAACCGUCUGAAGAUGGAGAAGUAAUCAAGAAACAAAAUUGA
Messenger RNA from Penicillium malachiteum, 915 nucleotides. Its product is annotated as ceramidase. Gene Ontology annotation, cellular component: endoplasmic reticulum membrane. The transcript is spliced from 5 exons. Lineage: Eukaryota; Fungi; Ascomycota; Eurotiomycetes; Eurotiales; Aspergillaceae. The record is from RefSeq and is a predicted model, not a curated record. Gene Ontology annotation, biological process: ceramide biosynthetic process; ceramide catabolic process. Bases 1 to 915 code for a protein of 304 amino acids.